Aspergillus niger is the source of this 846-nucleotide messenger RNA. RefSeq lists its product as uncharacterized. The transcript is spliced from 3 exons. Gene Ontology annotation, molecular function: hydrolase activity. The coding region runs from base 1 to 846 and encodes 281 amino acids. NCBI's taxonomy places the organism in Eukaryota, Fungi, Ascomycota, Eurotiomycetes, Eurotiales, Aspergillaceae. The record is from RefSeq and is a predicted model, not a curated record.
AUGUCCUGUCCCGACUGCUUCAGCGGCCACGUGCACGAGGACGCUACGCCCAGAGGGACAGUCACCACCUUGCAUGGCCGGGAUGCAUAUGUGACGGAGCCGACGUCCACGGAAAACCCCAUCAAGGGAAUCAUCGUCAUCAUUCCGGAUGCGUUUGGGUGGGAGUUUGUCAACAAUCGCAUCUUAGCGGAUCAUUAUGCCGAUAAGGGAGGGUAUAAGGUUUAUUUGCCUGAAUUCAUGAAUGGACAUGCCGCUCCCGUAUGGAGUUUAAAGACCCUAUCUUCAGUAUUCAAGACAUCAUCUAUCCUGGACUGGAUUAAGAAGCCAUACCAUGUCGCCUGCGCCGCCUACGCCAUGAUCCCCUUCAUGUACCACAACAAAUUCAACACCUCCUGGCCCACCGUCAAGACAUUCUUCACCGCCGUGCGCCGCAACGAAGGCGCCAACCUCCCCAUCGCAGCUGCAGGGUUCUGCUGGGGCGGGUUACACACCGUCUACCUAGCACACGGCGAAGAAGAUGACAAAGUAAACGGCAAACCCUUGAUUGAUGCCGGUUUCACCGGCCAUCCCAGCAACCUGAAGAUCCCAGGGGAUAUCGAGAAGAUCAAGAUCCCCGUGAGCUUUGCGGUGGCGGAGCUGGACAACAUGUUGAAAAUGCCGCAGAUCAAGCAGAUUGAGAAAGCACUGGGGGAGGAAGUGGGGGAGGUGAAGGUCUACUACGGGGCUGGGCAUGGGUUUUGUGUUCGCGCCGAUGUGAUGGUCAAGGAUGUGAGGGUGCAGGCUGAGGAAGCGGAGGAUCAGGCGAUUGGGUGGUUUCAGAAGCAGUUUGCGAAGGUGUCUUAUUGA